AUGGCCGCCGUUCCCCAAUGUCACUUCUGCUUCGAAACGCUCGCGUCCCACCUCGAGAACCGCAAGUCGCUCACUCUUGCUCAAAUCGAGGCUCUAUAUAAACAGCGGAGUUCCAGCACCAACGGCGUGAGUUCUAAUGGGACAACAAAUGGCACAUACACAAACGGAGUGGCGGCUACAUCACAUCCCGACAGGCCACUGUUCGUGACUUGGAACAAGAUCUCUAGAUCUGGGAGCAAGAAUCUCCGGGGUUGUAUUGGCACAUUUGAGGCUCAACCUCUUGAAUACGGACUCAAAAGCUAUGCUCUUACUGCAGCACUUGAUGACACACGUUUCUCUCCAAUCUCGCUCAAAGAGCUUCCGUCGCUCGAGUGUGGCGUGACACUACUCACAGAUUUCGAGGCUGCCUCCUCAAGUAUGGACUGGACACUCGGGACACACGGGUUAAGGAUAAGUUUUGUUUAUCAUGGGAGAAAGAUGGGGGCUACUUAUUUACCCGAUGUGCCUGUUGAACAAGGGUGGACUAAGGAAGAGACUGUAGCGAGCUUGAUGAGAAAAGCAGGGUGGACUGGUAGAAAGGAGGAGUGGGAGAAAGUCAAGUUGAACGUAGUUAGGUAUAAAGGGACUAAGGCGACAGUGAGCUAUGAGGAAUAUCACGAAUUGAUCGGUGGGGCAAGUGAGCUAAAGAGGACUGGAGGCUUGGACGAUGACGAUAACGAAGAGGAAGAGGAGGAUGAGGAGAGCGAAGAGGAGGAUUAA
Molecule: messenger RNA, 759 nt
Organism: Morchella importuna
Lineage: Eukaryota; Fungi; Ascomycota; Pezizomycetes; Pezizales; Morchellaceae
Exons: 2
Coding region: 1-759 (252 amino acids)
Source: RefSeq, a predicted model, not a curated record